Molecule: messenger RNA, 947 nt
Organism: Colias croceus (clouded yellow)
Lineage: Eukaryota; Metazoa; Arthropoda; Insecta; Lepidoptera; Pieridae
Exons: 4
Coding region: 56-829 (257 amino acids)
Source: RefSeq, a predicted model, not a curated record
UCGAUGUCAGAAAAUUAUUAAUCCGUAAGAAAAAAAAAAUUAAAAAAAAGUAAAAAUGAAGUUCGCUUUAGUUCUCUUGGCCUUAGGGGCGUUAGUUAGUGCUGAAGAAGACAAAACAAUGGAAACAGCGAUUAAUUUUAUCAAGGACUGCCAAGGGGAUUACUUCUUAUGUGUUAAGGAGAAAUUGCUGAAAAUUGUCGAUAAUGUGAGGGCAUCUAGGAGCAUAUCUAUCGCGGAGGGUGUAGUGCUUAAGGGUGAGCCUGCCUUAAGAACCGGGAAGCAGUUGGAGCCCUUGCCCAUCGACCCCAUUGCGAGGGAUACCGAAGUGAACUAUAGGUUGUUGGAUGGAGUCGUCAACCUAUUCGAAACACACGCUCUUGAAGUUAAAAUGAACGAUGCUGAAAAGGAAUCCUUUCAACGCUCGUUAGAAGAAGGUCGCGGCAAGAAAAAGGGUCGUGGUAAGAAGAAGGGAGGCAGCGGAAUCGGAGCCAUUAUUGGACUUCUUGGAGCCAAAUUGUUGCUUGGAAAGAUGUUUAUCGUGAAGCUGAUCGCUUUGAAGGCUCUCGCCACCGCUAAGAUUGCCCUGGUUCUGGCUGUCGUACUCUUCAUUGCAUACUGCUUCAAGCAGGACCACACCAAGACGACAUACGAAGUGGUACCCCACGCCCAUCACCACGAGUCGCACCACCCAGUCCACGUGGAACAUAUUGCCCACGAUCUCGGCCACGAUCUUGGCCACGGCCACGGCUACUCUGGAUACGGAGCCGAUUGGAACAAGAACAUCGACGAAGCCCAGAACCUCGCCUACUCAGCGUACUCACCGCACUAAUCAAUCAUAAACUAGACCAAAUGUAUUACCAAUAGCAUCCAUUGUACAAAGACUUAUUUAUUUAAUUUAUUGUUAUUAACUUAUUACUUACUAUAUGGAAUAAAUUAUUAUUGUUGGA